Gracilinanus agilis (Agile Gracile Mouse Opossum) is the source of this 560-nucleotide messenger RNA. RefSeq names its product histidine triad nucleotide binding protein 2 (gene HINT2). Bases 34 to 513 code for a protein of 159 amino acids. The transcript has 5 exons. Gene Ontology annotation, cellular component: mitochondrion; cytoplasm. Gene Ontology annotation, molecular function: hydrolase activity. Lineage: Eukaryota; Metazoa; Chordata; Mammalia; Didelphimorphia; Didelphidae. The record is from RefSeq and is a predicted model, not a curated record.
GGCGCUCCGAGAGACCGAGGUUCCUGAGCUGCUAUGGCGGCAGCGAUCGUGGCCGCUGCCCUUCGUGUGACGCGACGUGUGACGGUGACUACCGGUUACCUGCAGGUCCGAGGAGCUUCAAGGGUACCUGAAAGGGAUGAAGUAUCUAAAGCCCAGGAGGCAGUCUCUGGAGUAGCCCCAACCAUCUUCUCCAGGAUCAUUGACAGAAGCAUCCCUGCUGACAUCCUUUAUGAGGACCAACAGUGUCUUGUCUUUCGAGAUGUGGCUCCACAGGCCCCAGUGCAUCUUCUAGUCAUUCCCAAGAAGCCGAUACCCCGGAUCAGCCAGGCUGAAGAGCAGGAUAAACAGCUCCUGGGUCACCUACUACUUGUGGCUACACAGACGGCAAAGGCUGAAGGACUAGGAGAUGGAUACCGAUUAGUGAUCAAUGAUGGGAAGCUGGGAGCCCAAUCUGUGUAUCACCUGCAUCUGCACAUCCUCGGGGGCCGACAACUUGGGUGGCCACCAGGCUGACCCUGAACAGGGAGUAUGUGAUUGUUAAUAAACUUGUUGAACCCUGA